CUGCAGCUCCUAAAGCGGCAAGCGGCGCAGACAUUGACAGGAGGCUCCAUCUGCGCCAACAUGGCUGACGAGACGGCCAAAGCUCAGGCUGCCAAGCCGGGCGGAGACACAAUAUUUGGGAAAAUCGUACGCAAAGAGAUUCCCGCCACCUUCAUCCAUGAAGAUGAUCUGUGCGUCGCCUUCAAUGAUGUAGCUCCUCAAGCUCCCACUCACAUCCUUGUCGUCCCCAAAAAGCCAAUUGUUCAGCUGUCACAAGCAGAGGAGAGCGAUGCCGCAUUGUUGGGUCACAUGAUGAUCGUUGCAAAGAAGUGUGCCGCGCAGGCGGGCCUGUCUAAAGGUUACAGGAUUGUCGUCAAUGACGGGCCAGACGGAGGCCAGUCUGUGUACCACAUCCACAUCCAUGUCCUGGGUGGCCGCUCGAUGGGGUGGCCCCCCGGCUAACUGCUGUCUCCCAGCUUAGACCAUCCUGCCAUCAGUGUGUCGCAUGUAAUGUCUGACAACCAACAUGUCUGUCAUAUGAAAUACAUAAAUAAAAACAAAACCUAGAAAUUCAUCAGUGACAAUAAAAUGCAUUUCACAA
Molecule: messenger RNA, 580 nt
Organism: Scomber japonicus (chub mackerel)
Lineage: Eukaryota; Metazoa; Chordata; Actinopteri; Scombriformes; Scombridae
Gene: hint1
Product: histidine triad nucleotide binding protein 1
Exons: 3
Coding region: 61-441 (126 amino acids)
Biological process (GO): purine ribonucleotide catabolic process
Cellular component (GO): cytoplasm; nucleus
Molecular function (GO): hydrolase activity
Source: RefSeq, a predicted model, not a curated record